This is a messenger RNA of Cooperia oncophora, 435 nucleotides long. The record is from the annotation of a GenBank genome assembly. NCBI's taxonomy places the organism in Eukaryota, Metazoa, Nematoda, Chromadorea, Rhabditida, Trichostrongylidae.
AUGUCGUCGACUUUAGAUGACUUCGUAGCUGAAGUGAUGUCCUACAUUGCGCCUAGAAAGUGUGGAGGGCCUUCAACGGUCAGAGUGAAGCUCUUCAACAUGAUGCGGGACAUUUCAGCCGUCCGCAAUUGGGCGGAUGAGAUGGCCGCCGUCAUGAAGGCUGAAAUGGAAGAAUACCAAACUCACAGGAAAGAAGUGUUGGGUCUGAUCGACUGCGUGCAAUGGUUGGCCCAAAAGUACAAGAAGGCUACUGCGGACCACCACACCGAAAAGUAUUGGUGGUGCAGGCCUUUCACAUCGUAUGGAAAACGCUCCGAGGCGAAGUCCAGUGUUGCAAUGUGCAGAGGUGCAAUAGUUCCUGUUCUCAAUCGCUGGGAACUGGAUGACGAAGAGGAAUGGACGCGCUUGUGGAUCGCACAAUGUACUCGCUCAUGA